CAUCGAAGAAGUCGAUGUUAGUGUAUGUUUUGGGUUAAGUUAAAUAGUAUUGUAAAUUCAACAAUAAACAACCUUUAAAAUUGCAGAUUUACGCAAAGUCUCUGUAAUAGAAGACUGUAGUUAAUCUGCAAUCAUUUAACUGAACCGAAUGUUGAAUCUACAGACGCGAUGGUGUUUUAUUGUAGCGCGUAUAACUGCAAAAACAGUACGAAGGACAAGAGUCUCUCAUUUCACGCGUUUCCUCUGCACAACCCCAAAUUGCUGAAGACAUGGCUGAAGAAUUUAAGAUGGAAGGACUGGACUCCAGCUUCACACAGUAAACUCUGCUCCGUCCACUUUGAAAAUAAAUGUUUUGUGUCCGAGGGGAAGAGAAUAAGACUGACACCAGGAGCUGUGCCGACCAUCUUUACAUUUUCAAACCGAAAGGCUAAGAUCGACCCAAGAAGUAGAAGGGCUUUGGGGAUUGUUGGCAACUUGAAUCCUUCUCAUCCAACUGUACAGAAUACGACAGCAGACUCAGAAAAGUUGGAUCAGUCCAGCUCUGAGAACAGUGCGAAGAAAAGAUUAAAAACCACAACAGAAGACCUACAAAACAAUGAGCUCAUGGGACAAGAUGAAAGACCACCAUGGACCAUCCUGGGAAAUGAUGCUCUUGACAAAAGCAUGACUAUAUCCAGCUUUUUUCACAGUGGAUACUGUUUGCCAAAGAACCUUUGCUGGGCAGGAGAUGAUGAUUUAAAUAUAAUGCCACAUGUAGUUUAUGGAGUUCCAGGACAAACCGAACCCCAUAUAAUUGAGGUUAAAGAGAGGUGGGAGUGGCUUGGCCUUGAUGUCAGAGGCCCGUUCCCCCCCACAGUAAAUAAGCACACACACAUCAUGACCCUGACAGACUAUCAUUCCAAAUGGGUGGAGGCAUUUCCUUUGACUGACAAACUCUCGAAGGAUGUGGCUGUGUGUCUCGUUGAAGUCAUUCAACAGCAGGGAUACCCUCUCGGAAUUCUCUCCCGGCUUCCAAAGGGAACCAUUGUGGAGAUUAACCGGGAGUUAAAGAAACGUCUGCAUCUGAAUGCAAACUCCUUGGUAAUACACCACCGACAAACUGGUUACCUGGAUCUGGUCACUGAAUCACUACUCAAUGAGAUGCUGGAUGAUCUUGUAAAGAAGCACAAAGGCUUUUGGCAUGUGGCACUUCCUGCUGCCACCCUUAGCCUCUGCUGCAUGAAUCACCCCACGACCAGAGAAAAACCAUUCAGCCGCAUGUAUGCCAAAGAGCCGGCAUUCUCAUCUUCACCCAGACAGCUCCCUUACAAUGCUACUGAUAUCCGCUUGAGUUCCUUUGUUAUAUCAUCCACCGAAGCCAAUAAUCUUAGAGCUGACACAGAAACAUUGGUGCAGUUGAGAAAUCCGAUUUGACCGGUACAGCAGAUGUCAUAUCACCUCUGAAUGUUUCGCUGUUUUAUUUCCUGCUCUCUUCUUUUUAUAAGUAUAAAAACAACAGGUUGUAAAUAAAAAGGCCUUUCAAGCAUAAAUUAAUAAAAUAUUUUUUAAACUGA
Messenger RNA from Triplophysa dalaica, 1553 nucleotides. RefSeq lists its product as uncharacterized. The coding region runs from base 169 to 1413 and encodes 414 amino acids. The transcript is spliced from 12 exons. Gene Ontology annotation, molecular function: sequence-specific DNA binding. The record is from RefSeq and is a predicted model, not a curated record. NCBI's taxonomy places the organism in Eukaryota, Metazoa, Chordata, Actinopteri, Cypriniformes, Nemacheilidae.